GGCUGGCCGGCCUGAGGUGGGGGCGAAGGCGGCGCCGCGCCAAGGGGCCCUCGGCGGUCACAGAAAUACUGUGAAGAAACAGGCCGACGACCGUUGGACAGAAGGUCAUGAUGGUAUCCAUCCCAGAAUACUAUGAAGGCAAGAAUGUCCUUCUCACAGGAGCUACCGGUUUCAUGGGAAAAGUUCUUCUUGAAAAGCUGUUAAGGGCUUGUCCGAAAGUAAAAGCAGUUUAUGUGUUGGUAAGACACAAAGCAGGAAAGAUGUCUCAAGAAAGAGUGGAAGAAAUGAUCAGCUGCAAGCUCUUUGAUCGACUGAGAGAUGAACAGCCACAAUUUAAAGAAAAAAUUAUAGCAGUUGCUAGCGACCUUACAGAAUUAGAAAUGGCCCUUAGUGAAGAAGACAAGGAGACUCUCAUAGAGCGUACAAAUAUUAUAUUUCAUUGUGCCGCUACUGUAAGAUUCAAUGAAAUUCUAAGAGAUGCUGUUCAGCUCAAUGUAAUUGCAACACAACAGCUUCUUUUAUUAGCCCAGAAAAUGAAGAAUCUAGAUGUGUUUAUCCAUGUUUCAACAGCGUUUGCUUAUUGUAAUCGAAAGCACAUUGAGGAAGUUGUCUAUCCACCCCCUGUUGAUCCCAAGAAAUUGAUAGAUUCCUUAGAGUGGAUGGAUGACAGCCUAGUGAAUGAUAUUACUCCAAAACUGAUCGGAGAUAGGCCUAAUACUUACACAUAUACAAAAGCUUUAGCAGAAUACAUUGUUCAACAAGAAGGUGCGAAACUAAACAUAGCUAUUAUUAGGCCAUCAAUUGUGGGUGCCAGCUGGAAGGAGCCUUUCCCAGGAUGGAUUGACAACUUUAAUGGACCUAGUGGCCUCUUUAUUGCUGCAGGAAAAGGAAUUCUUCGAACAAUGCGAGCCUCCAACAAUGCAGUUGCAGAUCUUAUUCCAGUAGAUGUAGUGAUCAACGCAACAAUAGCUGCUGCUUGGUAUUCAGGAGUUAAUAGGUAUAGCAGACCAAGAAACAUAAUGGUAUACAACUGUACCACGGGUGGCACCAAUCCUUUCCAUUGGGGUGAAGUUGAGUGUUACUUAAAUUUGGUGUUCAAGAGGAAUCCCUUAGAACAAGCAAUAAGGCGUCCCAAUGUUAAACUCCAGUCUAACCCCCUUAUACAUCAGUAUUGGACAACAGUUGGUCACAUACUUCCUGCGUUGUUACACGAUGUUGUUCUCAGGUUGACAGGUCAGAAACCGUGGAUGAUGAAAACAAUAACACGUCUUCACAAAGCUAUGAUGUUACUAGAAUACUUUACCAGUAAUUCUUGGGACUGGAAUACAGACAAUGUAAAUAUGCUUAUGAGCCAACUCGGUCCUGAAGACAAAAAGGCAUUUAAUUUUGAUGUUCGCCAGUUGCAUUGGGCAGAGUAUAUGGAAAACUACUGCAUGGGAACAAAGAAAUAUGUUCUGAAUGAGGAAAUGUCUGGUCUUCCAGCAGCUAGGAAACACUUGAAUAAGUUAAGGAACAUCCGUUAUGGCUUCAAUACAGUGCUUGUUAUUCUUAUCUGGCGUAUCUUCAUUGCAAGAUCACAAAUGGCGAGAAACAUCUGGUAUUUUGUCGUGAGCCUGUGUUACAAGUUCCUCUCUUAUUUUAGAGCCUCUAGUACUAUGAGAUACUGAAGAGGACAAUUCUAGCAUUAGGACAUCUAUGCAUAUGGUGGUCUAAUGGCACAAAGCCGUAUAAUGUACCUACUCAUCUUGUCUUUUGUAAAAACAUGAACUAUUAGAUCUGGAUUGUGAAAUACAGUACAUGUGAUGCUUAAUUGUGUAUUUCUGUGAAGAUUAUAUGGCUGGUUCUGGAGCAAUCUGUCAUUAGGCAAAUAUGUAGGUUAAAUAUCCAACAAAACAGAUUUAAUAUCUGUAUGUGAGGAAAACCUUUAGGCCACUGACCAGUGUAACUGUGCAAUUCUGGAAUGCAUUGAAUUAAAAUCUGCCUUAACAUAGUAAACUUAAUUUUUAUUGCACAUAAGCUUAUUUAGUUAAGGUGAACAAAUUAUUGACUUGGGUGGUAGACGUAUUUAUUUUAGACUUUUAAACUGCAAUGUCCUUGUAAAUGAUUGUGAGUUUGGCUUUCUAUUAGUCUUUUAUUCUUCUUGCCUCCUUCCUGGUGACUAUAAGGAUGUGGAGUUUACUUUACCGAGUUGAGACCUUCCUAAUUGAACCUUUUUUGGUUUGUUUUUAAAAGUGCACCUACUGAUCCAGACUGACCCACAAGAGAUUGCAGUUGAAAUAACUGGCUAAUGAUCCAGAAGGGGGAUAUGCAUAUAGGUCAGCAUAAGCACCCAAAUUGCUCCAUAAUCUUCCUCUAGUUGAAAAACCAAAACAGGUGCAAAUGGUGGCUUUCCUCAUAUUCUGAACUGUGGUUUUUAUAAGAAAUGACUAUAUGGCCAAGGAAAGAAGUAAGCUCAUUCAUUAGAAGAAGUACGAACAAAGAAAACACAUUAUUACAGAUCACUAGAAUUUUUCUGAAAGGGCACAAGAUAUCAGGAACUUCGUAAGUUUUUGUUCUGAGAUGCAGAACAUAAUCCAUUUAGGAAACGCACCAUAUCCUCCCUGUUACACACAGAAUUUUAAAACUGAAUUCUCAGUCCCUUUCUUCUAAGCUGUAAAGUCAACAGAUUUAUGCUAAAUAAAACUUGAGGUUUAUUUUCAGAAUGGUGGAAAGACAUAUUGAAUAGGUGUUAAAUAAACAGGAAUCCAUUUUUAUAUGUUUAAUUUGCUUCCACAAGAAAAAAAUAGGAGUCUUUAAUAAAAGAUGAAAUAUAAUUCAGUACUUAAAUUUUUCUGUGCAACUCAUUUGCAUAAAAUUCUGUGCGAACAUUAACAUUCCUUCUUUGAUACAAACAGCGUACCUCUGGAUAUGAUGGUGGUAAACUGAUCAACUUGUACUGUAGCUGUUUCUUCUUAUAAUCACUGUCUAGGUAGAUUGAGGAUGAAUUCUGGAUGAACAAUAUAAGAAUUACACAAAGCACAUUUCCUGUACUCAGCUGCUAUGGAAAUCUAACUUUCUUGCAAGUAUCUAAAUUUGGAUAAAGCUUCCUAAUAGAAGUUAAAAUUUUCUCAUUUAGAACUUAAAUGUAAUUUUUGAAGUUUUUUGUGUGUACUCUUUCCAGAAAUACAAAUGUUUCAUGGUCAAGGACCACACAUUAAGAAGUGUGAGAGACUGCUGUGACAGUGAUGAAACAUACAAUAAAUUAUAGAUUUUGUGAAUUAAGGUUUUGCAGUUGGCAAUAUUCCUAUUAUAUGUUUCAGCUGCUUCCUAACUCUUCCUCCUCUUAAGUUGGGCUUAAAAUCAUUUACUUAGCAUUUGAGCAUGUUUAUAGGUUAUUUUUCUUGCUUGCUUUCUUUUUCCCUUUUCUUUUUUGCACAAGGUGCCUGGAAUUCUACAACCCACCAUGAUUUCCGUGGGUGUGAUGUAACUUAGUGAAAGAGGUGUUUGUAAGAUUUUUGGAUAUUAUGUUCACUUUCUUCAGUGUAACUUGGUCUGGAAUUCCUGAAAUGAAUGCAGAUGAUAAAAUAGCGCCGUUCAGAACACUGCUGAAAGGAAUCAGUAAUUAAAUGAGUUAUGCAAUUUUUCGUGUGACUCUAAUAUAUAGUGGCUGCCAUCUUGGUUUUGAGUUAUUUGAAUGUUUAGUUUUCCUCAUUCAAAAAAUAUACCACAGAGUUUGGCAUACCACACAAAUCAUUACAGUUAAGGUACUUUCAUCUUGUGUUGCCAUUCUUCAUAUGAAUGCCGCAUUUCAUAUCAGAAUUGUUAACUAAAAUAAAUGGAUCCAUAAUUUUGUGUAUUAAUCUAAGCAGUUUACUCAUCAGUUUUACAAAACAGUAACAGAAGAGCAUUUUAAAGCCAGUGAUCACUAAUAGGUAUGCCAGAAUUUAAAAUUUGGGACCAUAAGAAAACCUUUUCUGCUGUCAAAACAAAUUCUGCAAACAAAAUUUUAAAUCCUAAGUUUUUAUAAAACAUAAAUAUUGGGUGCCUUUGUUUGUAAACCAAAAAUAAACAAAUUCCUGAUUAUGUUUAUUGAAUGUA
Messenger RNA from Eublepharis macularius, 4077 nucleotides. RefSeq names its product fatty acyl-CoA reductase 1 (gene FAR1). The transcript is spliced from 12 exons. Bases 108 to 1667 code for a protein of 519 amino acids. Gene Ontology annotation, biological process: long-chain fatty-acyl-CoA metabolic process. NCBI's taxonomy places the organism in Eukaryota, Metazoa, Chordata, Lepidosauria, Squamata, Eublepharidae. Gene Ontology annotation, molecular function: alcohol-forming very long-chain fatty acyl-CoA reductase (NADP+) activity. The record is from RefSeq and is a predicted model, not a curated record. Gene Ontology annotation, cellular component: peroxisome.